Messenger RNA from Penicillium maclennaniae, 1173 nucleotides. Its product is annotated as aspartate aminotransferase. The coding region runs from base 1 to 1173 and encodes 390 amino acids. The record is from RefSeq and is a predicted model, not a curated record. The transcript has 4 exons. Gene Ontology annotation, cellular component: cytosol. Gene Ontology annotation, biological process: L-aspartate biosynthetic process. Gene Ontology annotation, molecular function: pyridoxal phosphate binding; L-aspartate:2-oxoglutarate transaminase activity. Lineage: Eukaryota; Fungi; Ascomycota; Eurotiomycetes; Eurotiales; Aspergillaceae.
AUGAAAGCCUACCGUGAAGAUCCGUCCGAUAAAAAGGUCGAUCUGGGUAUCGGUGCCUAUCGCGACAACAAUGCGAAGCCCUGGAUCUUGCCCGUCGUCAAGAAGGCCGAUGACGCCAUUCACAACGACCCAUCCUUGAACCACGAGUAUCUCUCCAUCGGCGGUUUGGCCGAGUUUACCUCCGCAGCACAAAAGCUCAUCGUCGGCGCUGAUAGCCCCGCCAUCCGCGAGAAACGAAUCUGUACCUUGCAAACCAUCUCGGGAACCGGCGCGUGCCACCUAGGCGGCCUCUUCCUCUCCAAGUUCCACCCUCAGAAGCCCUCCAUCUACCUCUCCAAUCCCACAUGGGCCAAUCACAAGCAGAUCUUUACCAACGUCGGCCUCAAGCUCGCCGACUACCCUUACUUCUCCCCCACGACCAAGGGCCUCGACUUCGAUGGUAUGCUGCAAGCGCUGCAGGCAGCGCCCAACGGCUCCGUCAUCCUCCUGCACGCCUGUGCCCAUAACCCCACCGGCGUCGACCCCACCCAGGACCAGUGGAAGCAGAUUGCCGCGGUCAUGCGCGAACACCACCACUUCCCCUUCUUCGACACCGCCUACCAAGGCUUCGCAUCCGGCGAUCUCGUCCGCGACUCAUGGGCCAUCCGCUACUUUGUCGAGCAGGGCUUCGAGCUCUGCGUCGCCCAGUCCUUCGCCAAGAACUUUGGUCUCUACGGCGAGCGCACCGGUGCUUUCCACUUCGUCUCUGCCCCUGGCGCCGACGCUUCCUCUGCGAAUGCAAACAUUGCGAGCCAGCUGGCUAUCCUGCAGCGUUCAGAGAUCUCUAACCCGCCUGCUUAUGGUGCCCGCAUUGCUAGCAAGGUUCUUAAUGACCCUGCGCUCUUUGCGCAGUGGGAGGAGGAUCUCCGUACGAUGAGUGGUCGCAUCCAGGAGAUGCGUCGUCGUCUGCGUGAGCGGUUGAUUGCGAAGGGUACACCUGGUAAUUGGGAUCAUAUUACCAGCCAGAUCGGCAUGUUCAGCUUUACGGGUCUGAACGAGAAGCAAGUGAUGACGCUACGGUCAAAGUGGCAUGUCUACAUGACCAAGAACGGCCGUAUUUCCAUGGCAGGCCUGAACACAAAUAACAUCGACUAUUUCGCCGAGGCUGUCGAUUCCGUCAUCCGCGAAGCAUAG